GUGAAUGAUGAACUAAUGAGAUUCUUUUCUCUGUGUAAAAAAUUUAAGGACAGAGUUGAAAACAAUAAAACAGCAUUAGCAGAAUAUGUAAACUUUAUGAAUGGAAAGGAAGUGGCUAAUGUCUUAGACAAAGUGAUUGGAAAACUUGGUCUGAAUAAAAAUGUAUUGGAACCAUUUGAUUUGAAGACAAUGUUUGUUAUCUGUGGUUCUGAAUUAGCUUUGUCCAAAGGUUCACCGUGGUGUGAUUUAUUUGAUGAUGAAGAUAUGGAAGUGUUAGAAUAUGCUAUUGAUCUCAAGAAAUAUUAUAAGUAUGGACCAGCGUAUAAAAUAACCAGUGACCAGACGUGUGAGCUAGUAUCUGAAUUAUUUACUGUAAUGGAUGAUGUUAUUACAGUAAUGGACAGGACUGAAGAUGAUCCUGAUGCUGAUGGAUUUUUGGUUGGUAACUUGAUGUUUGGUCAUGCAGAAACUCUAUCACCACUAUACUCAACAUUAGGAAUAUUCAAUGAUACAAUUCCACUGACAGCUAAGAAUUUUGCUCAGCAUCAGAAUAGAAAGUUUAGGACUUCAGAUAUUUUACCGUUUUCAGCCAAUAUAAUGAUUGUACUGUACGAAUGUGAAACUAAUGAUGAACUAGUCAAUGAUGAAGAGGAAUAUGAAGAAUUAGGAGAAGAUUAUUAUGUUCAAGUUUUAGUGAAUGAGAAACUCAUUAAAAUUCCAGGUUGUGCUGAAACAUUGUGCUCGUAUAAUAAAUUCCGUGAACAACAUUUGAAUCAAAUUGAUGAGUGUCAUUUUGAUGAAGUGUGCGGGUCUGAGUCUGAUGAAAAUAAAAUGCAUGAUGAAUUAUGA
This is a messenger RNA of Lottia gigantea (owl limpet), 849 nucleotides long. RefSeq lists its product as hypothetical. The record is from RefSeq and is a predicted model, not a curated record. The annotation marks the transcript as partial. NCBI's taxonomy places the organism in Eukaryota, Metazoa, Mollusca, Gastropoda, Lottiidae. The transcript is spliced from 4 exons. Gene Ontology annotation, molecular function: acid phosphatase activity; inositol phosphate phosphatase activity.